Bombina bombina (fire-bellied toad) is the source of this 360-nucleotide messenger RNA. RefSeq names its product spermatid perinuclear RNA-binding protein-like. The annotation marks the transcript as partial. Lineage: Eukaryota; Metazoa; Chordata; Amphibia; Anura; Bombinatoridae. The record is from RefSeq and is a predicted model, not a curated record. The transcript is spliced from 4 exons. Gene Ontology annotation, cellular component: precatalytic spliceosome. Gene Ontology annotation, molecular function: double-stranded RNA binding; single-stranded RNA binding.
AUGACAACAAAUUACCUAGCACAGAAGCUUACAGAAGAGUCUUACAAAAUGGAGCAAUGUACGAAAGAGGCGUCACUUAUUAUCCAGAAUUCCAAGGAGCCCAAGCUAACACUGAAAGUCAUCCUCACGUCCCCUCUGUUCAGAGAAGAGGAGGACAAUCUAGGUGGAGUAGAAAAUGUUGCGAUGAAAGAUCCUCCGGAGUUAUUGGACAGGCAGAAAUGCCUGAACGCCUUGGCGUCUCUGCGACAUGCCAAAUGGUUUCAGGCAAGAGCCAAUGGACUAAAAUCUUGUGUAAUUGUGCUGCGUAUUCUGCGAGAUCUGUGCAACAGAGUGCCCACCUGGGCCCAACUGAAAGGAUGG